GAGAGGAGGAGGAGGUGCCCUAUGGUUUUGCUUUGCGGGAUUUAUUUCGCCAGCUCCAGACCUUGUUGUGCGUUAUCAUUUUUUUUCCACCCCCCCUCUUCUGAUCAAAGGCCUUCAACUUGUCCGGACGGUCCUUUCCUCACUCGCAAGGGUGCAAGUUAGCCGUCCCUGGGCUGGAGGUGUCAGUCGGAGAAGAAAAAUGUGGCAGCACCUGCUCAGCUUACUUUGGAGGGAUAAGUUCACUGAACAGACAUUUGCUUUGACUUGAAAAGCCCCUCCUCUGAGGGAAUUGGGAGCUUGGUGAGAGCAUGAUGGAUUUGAUGGACUGCCUUUUGGGAUCGUUGAGUGGAACCUAGAUUGAUUGAGUGACUUGAUGCAGUUUGGAAUUUCCUUUACAAGGCUUUGUCCCUUGGAUAUUACCCAAUUGCCUUGGAUCCGACCGACUGACAACAAUCUUAAGGAUAUUGCGGAGAUUCUCCUCUAGAGUCUUUUCACUCCAGGGUCUGAGUCCUUCUGGGAGGUGGGUUUAAUUGGAUAUUCGCCAUGAAGGACGUGGACGGACCUCGAUCCAACGGCCUGCGGAAAAAGAGGAAGUCGAGGUCAGAACGGGAUCGAGAGAGGAGAUCGAAUGGGACGAAGAGCAGCCACAUUAAAGGCUCAGUGUUUGGCCUUUCCUCUGACUCUGAGCGGGAGGCUGAACGGGAGCCCUCCUCAUCCCGACCUCGACCCCCGCGGAGGAAGCGAAAGGAAUCUACGUCUGCUGAGGAGGACAUCAUCGAUGGCUUCUCCAUCACAGGCUUUGUCACCCUGGAGGCUCUGGAGAAGAACAUGACAUUGACGCCCCAGGAGAGCAGAAACAGCCUGGCGGGCCCCCUAAGCAAGAAAAAGCCUCCCAAACUCCCUAAUGGCUUAAGCCUGGAGUCUUGGAAGAACCAUCAGCACCAGUCGUCAGACCAGGAGAACAAUCCCCGUCUAGCACACACACAGGGGAAGAAGAAGAAGAAACACCUGAAGAAGAAGCGCACAAUGCUGAAACCUGGGCAGAACAACAGCAAGGACAGCGACAGCGAGAGUGUGAGCGGCAAGUACAAGCCCUCCAUCAGGAGCAGCUCCAGAGACAGACUGACAGAUUGUGACACUGAGACUGACCAGGAAGACAAGGUUUCCGAUGCCAGUUCAGAGAAAUUUUUCAGCACAGCUACAGCUAAAGGUCCAGAUUUUGGCAUCAAUGCUCUCUCCACCAAUGGCAGCCAGGAGCCUCACGGCCCGGGCCUCCUCAAGGUGUCAGGCCUAGAGCGGAGCCAGGAAAGGAGCCAGGAGAGCUGCAGGGACCCGCAGCCUCCUGAAUCCAACGCCCUAAAUCCAGCUCUUGCUCCGCCACAGCCUGAGACGUCCGUCGCCCAGGCCCCGCCCCCUCUACAGACCCUAACAAACGGCUCUGCCCAGGCCCCGGCUCCGACCCUGCAACCCACACAGUCUGAGGCUCUCCCCGCGCCCCGGACACCUGCAGCCCUGCCUCUUGCCCAGGGCCAAGGGUCCUCAGCGCCCCCUCUUCCCCGGCCACAGCUACAGCCUGAACACCCUACCCACACAAGGCCUCAACCGACGCCAAGCCUUCAUCCACACCCUCCAUCUCCUGCCCUUCCUACCCACCACCCUCACCAACAGCACCCCAAUCAGGCGGGGCCUCAUCGGCCCCCAUCGCGCUGCAACCCCAGGCCCCUUUCUGCUUACAACGGCCUCAACCUUAACGGCCACAGCAGCAGCAGGAGCAGCACCCCAGGCACCAAGCUGCAGGGAUCCUCUGCUCCCUCCUUACACCUUCCCAACCAGCAGCCUGCUCCGGCAGCAGCUCCCUUCCCUCUGCCUCUGGCUGCCAACCAGAGCGCCCCCCACAGCUUCCCCUCUGCGCUGCAGCCCUCGCCACAUCCUCAUCACCCCAAUAUGUUUGCGACUCCAGCAGCAUUGCCUCCACCACCACCGCUGACAUCGAGCACCCUACCGGUUCCUGGACAUCCUGCUGCUGGGAGUGCCUAUUCAGAACAAGACCUUCUCCGUCAGGAGCUCAACACUCGAUUCCUGGCCUCUCAGAGCGCGGACCGCGGCGCCUCGCUGGGUCCUCCCCCCUACCUGCGAACAGAGUUCCACCAGCACCAACAUCAGCAUCAGCACCAACACACCCACCAGCACACGCACCAGCACACGUUCACGCCCUUCCCCCACGCCAUCAUGCCCACCCCAGCACCACCCAUGGUGCGUACCCCAACCAGAAAUUUUGACAAAUACCCAACAAAAGUCGAUCCCUUCUACAGACACAGUCUCUUCCACUCAUACCCUCCAGCCAUGUCUGGUCUUCCACCUGUCAUCCCCCCAACUGGACCCUUCAGCUCCCUGCAGGGUGCUUUCCAACCCAAGACCUCUAAUCCACUGGAUGUGUCUACCCGACCUGGCGCAGUCCCUCACACGUUCCUACAGAAGGACCCCAGGUUAACGGAUCCAUUUCGGCCCAUUCUAAGGAAACCUGGGAAGUGGUGUGCGAUGCAUGUCCAUAUUGCCUGGCAGACAUACCACCACCAACAGAAAGUAAAGCAGCAGAUGCAGGUCGACCCUCACAAGCUAGACUUCGGCCUCAAGCCCGAGUUCCUGAGUCGACAUCCAGGCCCCAGCCUGUUUGGAGCCAUCCAUCACCCAAGUGACUUGGCACGGCCUGCUACGCUCUUCUCUGCUGCAGGCCCUACCCACCCGUCAGCUGCUCCCUUCGGCCACCCACCCCCUCAUCCUGGAAACUUCCUCACCCCAGCAUCACACUUAGAACCUUUCAAUAGGCCCUCAUCCUUCGGAGGACUAGGAUCUCUCAGUUCAUCGGCCUUUGGGGGGCUAGGAAAUCCAGCACUAAAAUCCCUAACAGCGGCCAACUCUGUGUUCGGCCAUAAGGACGGCCCCAACGCACAGCAGCACUUAAACAACAGCAGUAACAGCAGCCACCAGGAGCCAUGGAACCGCCUGCACCGCACACCCCCCUCAUUCCCCACACCACCCCCCUGGCUAAAACCUGGAGACUCUGAGAGGAGCGCCUCUGUCAGCUCGCACGAGAGGGAUCGGGACUCGGAUAAACGGGACUCGGUCAGUAAAGACGACAAAGACAGGGACUCGGUAGAGAAGCGUCAGCCAAGCCAUCCAUCCCCUGUCCCCGUCCAUCCACUCAACCUCCUUGGCCACAGCCGGCCCCCUGAGCACCACAGGAACCACCUGCCUGUUGCUUCUGGAGACCCACAGAGAGACAAGGAAACAAAGGCCAAAGACAAAGAGAGGGAGCACCCAGACUCUUGGAAAGACAACGCAGAUGAACACAAGCUCAAAGAAAACCAGCACAGUGACAAGGACACACCCGUCAUCCAUGACGGCCGAGUGUCAGAGGACAAAUUGCCCAACAGGGGAACUACGUCCCCCUACGUUCGGCAGACCAGCUUGGAGCGUCCCAAUGGUGGCCUGAGCAGAGAUGUCCUGGAGAGGAAGGCAGAGCUGCCGUUUGAGCAGCAGAAGAAGAACAACAGCAGUGAGGUCAAAGUAAAGGAGGAGAGGAAAGAGGAGCAGGACGGAGUAACAGAGAGGAUCAGUGAGCCCCCUUCACAGGCAUCCGCCACACCGACGCUCCACCCACCCUCCUCGGUGCCUGUUCCCAUGGGCAUGGCAGGAGUCCAUCCCAUCAACAGCAUCAGCGGUCUAGAGAGAACUCGUGUUGUGGCCCCCUUCAUGGGAGCCAGCCCUCUCCCUGGAGCCGAGAGGUUCCCCUAUCCCGCUUUUCACUGGGACCCAAUGAGGGAUCCCUACAGGGGCCUGGACAUCCACAGAAGGGACCCUUUAGGCAGGGACCUGCUGUUGAGGAACGAUCCUCUGCACCGGCUGGCGGUGCCACGCCUCUAUGAGGCCGAGCGCUCCUACAGGGACCGUGAACCUCACGACUUUAACCGUGACCACGCCCAUUCUCUGGCCCUGGAGCAGAGAAGGGAACAGGAGCGAGCACAUCUGGAGGAGCGCGACCGCCUCAACAUGCUCAGAGAGGACUAUGAGCAUGGUCGCCUCCACCCCUCAAUGCAUCAUCCUGUCCUUGAUGGACACCUUCCCCACCCCGCCCCAGCCCUUAUGGCCCCAGGACUGCCAGGCAUGCACUACUCCAGAGUCAGCCCCUCAGCGGCGGUGGCAGCGGCGGCCGCCGCGCAUCAGAACAGCAUCUUAAACAAAACACCACCCACAGCAUCCCUGAGUGCUCCGCCCCCCCUCAUCCCCACCCUGGGGGCACGGCCCGGUUCGCCCAGACGGACUACUCCCCUGGCCACAGAUAUCAGGGACAGACCGACUCACAAAGACAUCGAGGCGCGAUGAGCCAAGCCGGCGUCCCUCCAGCCCUGUGCCUCACCAUCACUAAACUCACACCCAGCACUUAGCUUUGGACAAAGCAAGACUGUAACAUAGCUGUGAAUAAUUUAUGUGGACAGAGACAUGUCUACAGAUGUUUUUUUGUAUAAAACUAAAACGAAAAGAACCUUUUUUUUUUUAGUUUGCUCCAUGGUUUGUGUGCAUUCUUUAUCCUGUAUAGCGAAGUGAUGUGGAGUAAGACUAAACUUUGGAAUGUACAGCUACUUUAGCACUGACAGUCAUGUAGAUAAUGUGUGCAGUCGGUGUGCUCACUCUGUAUGGAUCGAAAAUCAUGGUACAAAUAUGCAAAAGAGUGUUUCGAAAGCUUUACUUUGACUAAAUGUAGAUAUAGGAGUAUUAAGGCUUUGAUUCAGAAUGUGCUUUUCUUUUUUUGUUUUUGCAAUCGGUUUUCUUUUCAGCAUGUUCCAGAGAUUCCACAUACAACUAUGCAACAAAUGUCUGGGCUCCUGUUCGGAAAGCCGGCCUUCUCAGCGCUGCUGACUGCGCACCAAUAAUGGCAAACACGGCUGGAUUCUCCCCAACAUCCAGAAUCCGCAAUGACAAACACGAGCUUUAACCGGUUCGCAGAGGUCGGGAUUUUUUCCGAUGAAGCUAAAUGAUAAAUGUUUAAGAAUGACUCUAUCAUACGAUAAAUUGUAGUGACAAUCUACAUUCUUGCAUUGAAUCUCAACGUAUUUUUAUUGAUUGCCAAAUCCCAGCUAAAACAACGCUUAUUUGUUGUCUUGGCUCCUCUGGUUCUGGUUGUGGGGAGAAUGCAGCCCAGUCAACACCACGACAGCACAUUAGCCCAACCGACGGUGUGUAAAGUACAUGUUUUGGAAAUUAAUUCUGUUGGUCGGACAGUGUAAUAAAGUGCUUUCCUGAGUUGUUGUACCUACAAAUACAAAAGACAAAAAAAUGCAAGUCUCAGCUAUGGGCAGUUUGUUUCUAACUUGCAGAGAUCUAUUUUAGUAGUUCCUGAAGGUUUAGUUGUGCGCUUCAAACUCUGUGAUAUCAUGUUGUGCAGUGUUUUUUUAACCUAACGAUAAAAUGUCCACCAGAGCCAUAGUGGUUAGUCGAUGCGUAACGCCAGAAGAUUGUUACCAGAGAAACUCUUUUGCCGUUUACCGUGUACAGAGAGAGGGGGGCAGGGGUGGGGCGGGGUGGGGUGGGGGAGGGGGGGCUUUCUAGCUCAUGUACAAAAAUGAGAAAAAAAAAUGAAGUGACUGAAUCUUCAGCAUGUUCCUCAUUUAAACUUGUGAUAUGUAAAUUGUGCCAUGUUAUUAAAAAAUGUGUACUUUAGCUGUCUUCGAGCCCUUAUUUUUCCAUCCACCUUUAUAAGGUGCUGUGCAGAAAUAGUCCCACCCCUUGACUGAACAGUUUGUCAUGUUGUCAACUGUAAUCCCCAUUGUGAAGGGGAAGGAUAACUAUACGUGGGUUUCAAAGUGUUUAAUAAUAAAAAUGUGAAUUAUGGCGUA
Messenger RNA from Fundulus heteroclitus (mummichog), 5894 nucleotides. It is a transcript of the gene auts2a, whose product is annotated as activator of transcription and developmental regulator AUTS2 a. The coding region runs from base 544 to 4383 and encodes 1279 amino acids. The transcript has 19 exons. Lineage: Eukaryota; Metazoa; Chordata; Actinopteri; Cyprinodontiformes; Fundulidae. The record is from RefSeq and is a predicted model, not a curated record.